AUGCCUGACAUUGCUGUGGAGGAUGUCCCUUUACCUGAUUCUCCUACUGUCCAGGAAGAGGACCUUACUCAUGCUUUUCCAGGUGGACCGACUGAUCCAUCAAUACUGCGGAGUUUCAAUAGUCAUGUCGUUGCAGCUUUUCUAAUGAGAUAUUCAUUUGUUUUAGAAGAACGAGGGCUCCUAAAGUGUUAUAAUCACUCUUUGAAGAUCCUUGCAUGGCUAUGGUGGUCAAUAGACAACAACACCAGAUUCAAAGCCAUUAUUAAGCUGUUUGGGUUGUCACAGUUAGCUCGUUACACUUAUCGGUUUGUUAACAAGCUUCUAAUCUCCAGUUUUGUUGAGAGAGGGCAACCUGAGACGAACACAUUUCAUAUGAUAGUUGGUGAGAUGACCUUGACCUUGGAUGAUGUUGGCACUAUUCUUAGCCUUCUCAUUUUAAAUAGAUCAGUUCGCGUACUAGAUGUGACGGAUCUUCAUGGAGUUACACUACUGGUUUUUGGCUUGGGGAUUACUGAACGUGUAGCACAUAACGAGGUUUCUACUGCUGGUGGGAAUUCAGUCAGGCUUGAGUGUGACAAGAGUGGCGGUAGGGUUCCUGUUGUUUACCUUGACUUAUUGAUGGAUUUGGGAUCCAUUCAUACUUACGCUUGGGGUGUUGCUGCAUUAGCAUUUUUAUAUAGACAAUUGGGGUAUGUUAGCCAAUUCGGUGUUAAGCAGAUGGGUAGUUAUAUGUCUUUUUUGGAGGCGUGGAUUUAUGAGCACUUCCGAGCAUUCCGACCUCUCCAGAACAUUGGCUACAAUGAAAACAUGUCACACGUGCACCAGUGGACAUCUAGGAAAGAGGCGGGUUCCUCCAUUGAUCAUUUCAAAUCUUUUCAAGCGGAGCUUGACAGUUUGGUAGCAACUGAUUGUAUUGCACAUGCACUUAGGAUUGCACAUCCUAUCAUUCAGGUUGGUUAUGAGGACAGGAUUCGACAUCCUUAUCGACUUUACAAGGCUAUCGAGGCUAUGGAGCAUGUCCUUGAAACUCAGCACAUUGACGAAGCUAGACCUAGUUUUGCUGGACCUAGUUGUACUGGAGGUCGCUUUUCAUCUCUGACAUUGACAUACAGUCGUAGGCCUAAUCAUAGGCAUAUAGCUAAUUCGUGA
Messenger RNA from Camellia sinensis, 1149 nucleotides. NCBI's taxonomy places the organism in Eukaryota, Viridiplantae, Streptophyta, Magnoliopsida, Ericales, Theaceae. The record is from RefSeq and is a predicted model, not a curated record.